GGCGUGGCGGGGCGUGACGUCACCAUCUGGAGCAGUAUAAAAGGGGCGACGCGGGCAGAGGCGGUACAGGUCAGCCAAAGUGGUUGUGGCAGCAGCACCCCCUCGACUCCACCUCGUCUCUCCACCUCCAGCAACACCACCGCCAUGAAGUCUCUCGCAAUCCUUCUUGUCACCGUGGCCGCCGCAUCAGCGCUCCAGGUCUCAGCACCAGUGUCAGCCAGCUUCGGCGCCGGAGCCCCGGGAGCAGCAGCAGGCGUGGGCGUCGGGCAGCCCGGCGCGGCGGCGGGAGGAGCAGCAGCUAACCCUGGCUUCGUCGACUACGGGCCUAAGGUGUACGGCAUGGGCGCCAAGAACCCCCUCGCCCUCCCCCCCAACCCCUUCGUCAUCCAGAGAGCCUUGGCCGUCGCUAACAGUGUUCCCAACGUGCUGGUGCGCCUCGACCUCAACGGAGAGAUCACCCUCACCAACCAGUUCGGCCAGGAGGUGGAUGUGGUCGACGCAUUUGGCCGCGAGAUCGAGUACGAAUUCUAAGGAGUGACUAAACCAAACCUCAAACACAUUAAAUUAACACGAAAACCUCUACAAAAACUAUAAAACCCGAUGAUAAAACAAUAGAAAAACCAUCAACACUUGUAUAAACGAAAACAAUAGCGUGAAUCAGUUUUUUGUUGUAAGUAAUUUUCUGGUAUCCAUUCACUCAUGACUUUUUUUUUAUAUAAUUUUCAAGUCUGGUUCUCAUUGCAAAAUUCUCCAUGUCUUGUUUUAGGAUCACUUAAACCUCCGUCAGUCGUAUUCCUAUAAACCGAUACGAAAACCCAAACAAAAAAGGCAACUGUGAUUUUUUAUACAUUUCUUUCUCCUUCUCCUCCUCCUCCUCCUGUUUAUCUCGUACAUUAAUUUGUCUCAUGGAAUAUCAACAAAACUCUUAACUAAAAAUAUUAAAAAAAACAAA
This is a messenger RNA of Eriocheir sinensis (Chinese mitten crab), 952 nucleotides long. RefSeq lists its product as uncharacterized. The record is from RefSeq and is a predicted model, not a curated record. The transcript is spliced from 3 exons. NCBI's taxonomy places the organism in Eukaryota, Metazoa, Arthropoda, Malacostraca, Decapoda, Varunidae. Bases 145 to 531 code for a protein of 128 amino acids.